Messenger RNA from Oryctolagus cuniculus (rabbit), 3230 nucleotides. The record is from RefSeq and is a predicted model, not a curated record. Lineage: Eukaryota; Metazoa; Chordata; Mammalia; Lagomorpha; Leporidae.
AAACCGGUCGCAUCCGCCCAGGGUACGCCGGGAGCCGCGCGCGGGGCGCCGCCGCGAGGGCCGCCGGGAAUUGUAGGCCCGGCUAGUCGGACCGCAGUAAUUGCUUCGAGUCGAGCCGCCCCCACGGGCACCUGGGAGUUGUAGGCGAGCAUCCGCAAAGCCCCCUGGGAGUCGUAGUCCUCUCACCAGCUUCCACGUUUUCCGGUAGCCUGCACUUUCCAGCGCCGGUUCUGCCCAGCACAGGCCGCCGCCCCGCGCGAUGCCCGCCCCGCCGUGCGCCUCCUGCGGCAAGGCCCGCGCCGCGCUCCGACGCCCGCGCUCCGGGCAGGCGCUGUGCGGCGCCUGCUUCUGCACCGCCUUCGAGGCCGAGGUGCUGCGCACGGUGCUCGCGGGCCGCCUGCUGCCGCCGGGCGCCGUGGUGGCCGUGGGCGCCUCCGGGGGCAAGGACUCCACCGUGCUCGCGCACGUGCUGCGCGCCCUCGCGCCGCGCCUGGGCCUCACGCUGCACCUCGUGGCCGUGGACGAGGGCAUCGGCGGCUACCGGGACGCGGCGCUGGCGGCCGUGCGGCGCCAGGCGGCGCGCUGGGAGCUGCCGCUCACCAUCGUGGCCUACGCGGACCUCUUCGGCGGCUGGACCAUGGACGCCGUGGCCCGCAGCACGGCCGGCUCGGGCCGCAGCCGCUCCUGCUGCACCUUCUGCGGGGUGCUGCGGCGCCGAGCGCUGGAGGAGGGCGCGCGCCGCGUGGGAGCCACGCACAUCGUGACGGGCCACAACGCGGACGACAUGGCCGAGACGGUGCUCAUGAACUUCCUGCGCGGCGACGCGGCGCGGCUGGCCCGCGGCGGGGGCCUGGGCUCGCGGGGCGAGGGGGGCGCCCUGCCGCGCUGCCGCCCGCUGCAGCUGGCCUCGCAGAAGGAGGUGGUGCUGUACGCGCACUUCCGCCGCCUCGACUACUUCUCCGAGGAGUGCGUGUACGCGCCCGAGGCCUUCCGCGGCCACGCGCGCGACCUGCUCAAGCGCCUGGAGGCGGCGCGGCCGUCCGUGGUGCUGGACCUCGUGCACUCGGCCGAGCGCCUGGCGCUGGCCCCGGCCGCGCGGCCCCCGCGCCCCGGCGCCUGCUCCCGCUGCGGGGCCCUGGCCAGCCGUGCGCUCUGCCAGGCCUGCGCGCUCCUGGACGGCCUGAACCGCGGCCGGCCCCGCCUGGCCAUCGGCAAGGGCCGCCGCGGGCUGGACGAGGAGGGGGCCCAGGGGGCGCCGGGGGACGCGGAGGGGGGUGUGGAGGGGGCCCAGGGGGCGUCGGGGGACGCAGAGAGGGACGUGGAGGGGGCCCAGGGGGACACGGAGGGGGGUGUGGAGGGGGCCCAAGGGGCGCCGGGGGACGCGGAGGGGGCCCCGUCCUCCUGUGACUGCGGGGCCUCCGGGGUCAGGGCUGCCUGUGACUGUGAAUAAACCUGAGUUACCUGCACCCAGGCCUCCCAACUGGGGUUGGGAGGGGGACAGGGAACCAGCGACCUGGGACCCUAUAGCAGCUGCGCCCCAGACCUGGGCGGCUGAGGCGGGAGGGGAUGCCUGAGCACCGGGUGCUUGCAGUGGGAUGAACAGUCUCCUGACUUGACGGGCAGGUGUCACUCACGGUCUCCAUGGUGACGUUCCUCGUUCAGCGGUUUGUGUACAGCCGGUACUGCACGGUCUCAUUUCAUCCCCACGCGGAGCUCCUUGGGUGUAGCGGGAGGAUCUUUGGACAGGGAGCUCAGGACUUCCAUCGGGUGUGACCCCUCAGAGAUGGUGGCACUGACCCUUUCUCCCCAGCCGCCUCCCAUCCUCACCCAGUCCCCCCACCCCCGGUCUCUCCUGGUGUCUCUGUUACGGGGGUGCCGUGGAUUCAGACCUCGGGCGCACAGCUGAGCCGGCCUGGAUAAUGAUCGCCCACUUGGCCGCUCCUGCCCUGGGAAGAUGGAGUCGGGAGUGCACCUGCCCUGCUCACGUGGGCCCGCCUCUGCCCACCUCUCAAAUCCUCUGCUAGAGCCAGCGACACACCUGCGCUGUCCGCAGAGCCCUGGGGUGUCGCUGGCCGGAGGUCCCAGAGGCAGCGAAUCCGCCCGCUGGAGACUCCUGUCUGGUCACUGCACCUCCCGGGUGAGGAGAAGUGUCUCCCAGGCCCAGCAGCCGUGGCACUGCUGCUCGGGAGGAGAUGGGCGCCCCCUGCCUGUCACAUUCAGAGACGGUGUUUUCUAUUUGUGCCUCCCAAGACGUCCUCUCCUCGGAGGAAGCAUGUCCUGCCCUCCUCCAUCCCUGGCAUUGCUGUUGCCCGGGAGCAGUGGGUGGCCGGGAGGUCCCCGAGGACCUGGAUUUGGCCGGGAGUCCUUGGUCCCGCCCUGCAGCUUUGGGCCUAUGGGGGUAGGAGGACUGUGGUCCGCUUGUGUGUCAGCCCCUUCAACAAACCGAAAGAGAGAGACUUCUAUAGACAUUCCAGACUAAGAAGGCAGAGCCGGGAUGUUUGUCCCGCACCAUGCCCCGGGUUCCACACACAUGACUUCUGCCCUGCGUGUGUCGACAGAGCCGGGAUGUUUGUCCCGCACCAUACCCCGGGUUCCACACACAUGACUUCUGCCCUGCGUGUGUCGACAGAGCUGGGGAUGUUUGUCCCGCACCGUACCCCGGGUUCCACACACAUGACUUCUGCCCUGCGUGUGUCGACAGAGCCGGGAUGUUUGUCCGGCACCGUACCCCGGGUUUCACACACAUGACUUCUGCCCUGCGUCUCCUCCACGUUGUACUCCACGAUGGAGACCAAGGACCUGCCGUGAAGACACCUUUUCAGCAACCCUCUUACUGUUCACGCUUGGGGCAAGGGCAGCACCAUGGGUUUGAGGAGGGCUACUCACUCUCUGGCCUUUGCCCCAUCAGUCCCUUCUGCCCGGGGAUGAGGGCUGGCAUCUGGUGCAGCAGUGAAGAUGGUGCAUGGGACGCCUGCGUGCCGUAUCAGAGCCUGGGUUUGAGUCACUGCUUUCCCUCCGACUCCAGCUUCCUGCAGAUGUGCACCCUGGGAAGCAGCAGACGAUGGCUGGAAUAGCUCAGUCCUUGCCACCCAUAGGGGAUGCUGGCAUUGAGUUCUGGGCUCCUGGCCUUGGCCUGGCCCAACCCCAGCUGUUUCAGGCUUCUGGAAAGCGAACCAACAGACGGGAGAUCUCUGUCUCUCUGUCUUUCAAAUAAAUAAUAAUUUAAACAC